AUGCCCCUUCUUGGCUUUGGCGUCUAUCAGAACUACAAUGCGACCCCUUCGGUUCUAGAGGCAUUUAAAGCUGGCUACAGACAUGUUGACUCUGCUCAGGUAUACAGGAAUGAGGCCGAUGUCGGUGCGGCUUUUCGCGCAAGCGGUUUGAAGCGGGAAGACGUCUUUCUAACUUCAAAGUGUGUGUCAAAGACACACGGAUAUGACAGCACCUUGAAAGGUGUCGAUGAAUCUCUACAAAAGUUUGGAGUUGACUAUCUCGACUUGUUUCUAAUUCACGAUCCCUUUUCUGGCACUGAACGUCGUCUUGCUACAUACAAGGCCCUUCAGGAAUGUAAACAGGCAGGAAAGCUCCAUACUGUCGGUGUCUCUAACUAUGGUGUCAAGCACCUGGAGGAAAUAAGGACGGCGGGAUUCAAAAUGCCCGCCGUCAAUCAGAUCGAGCUUCAUCCGUUCUGCCAACAAAAGGAAAUUGUCGCCUAUUGCAAGGAAAAUGCCAUUGUAGUGCAAGCUUACUGUCCCAUUGUUAGAGGUAGAAUGGACGACCCUGUAAUAAUCAGCAUUGCCUCCAAAUAUAAUCGGGACCCUGCACAUAUUCUGCUUCGCUGGUCCCUACAGAAAGGAUUUGUUCCUCUUCCGAAGAGUGCAACUCCAGAGCGUAUUCGCUCGAACGCGAACCUCUAUGACUUUGAAUUAACGGGAGAAGAAAUAUCGGCCCUAGAUUCACUGGACCGCGGAAAGGACGGUGCAGUCAGUUGGAAUCCUGUCGACGCUCCGUAA
Molecule: messenger RNA, 780 nt
Organism: Desarmillaria tabescens
Lineage: Eukaryota; Fungi; Basidiomycota; Agaricomycetes; Agaricales; Physalacriaceae
Product: NADP-dependent oxidoreductase domain-containing protein
Exons: 8
Coding region: 1-780 (259 amino acids)
Molecular function (GO): oxidoreductase activity
Source: RefSeq, a predicted model, not a curated record